GUUCGAACUUUCACAAAAUUAAUGUUUUGUUAAUAUUUUUAAUUUAGCACACAAUAAUUCACAAUAAUUAAUUAAUUAAUCAAAUUCAACAAUGUGUGAAUAUGUGAUUUCGGAUUGUUAUGUGACUCCACCGACGCCAUUUAAGCAUUUAACGAUUUUACUACUCGAUUGUUGGCAACGCGAGUAUGAUAAGAGACCUUACCGACAUUUUCGAUUUAGUCGUCUUGAAUUCGAGGAGAAAAUGAAUAGAACUUUUUUGUUUUAUUUAGACUUUAAAGUAAUAGUAAAAUUUAUCGAUUUGCGUAUACUAAAAUCCGUGGUCUUGAGAGGAGUUUUUGUGAUAGGCGAACCCGAUAUAGUUGCAACUUUUUUAAAAGUUUUAAGGCCGGUUAAAAGAAUCGAACUUUUAUUAAUGCACUUACCUGAUCUAUUUUUCAAGAUUCUUGGCGAAUGUGGUUUAGUGAUGAGUGCUACGAAUUUAAUUUUAGAUGGUACCCCGUUAAAUGAAAACGCGGUUCGUGGCUUGCGUAGCUUUCUAAUAGACUCUAAAACGCUGGAAGAAAUUAGUGUGGCAAAUUGUGACAUAUCACAGUUCAAGUUCGCUAUGUUAGCCGAUGGUGUGCAUAAGUCAACUUCUUUGAAAAUAUUUGAUUGUAGUGGAUUGAUAGGAAAUUAUAUAACGUUGGAAACGAGAAAGAUGGCCAGCAUUGUGUCAUCAUUGAUUUUACAGAAUAAACUGGAAGUUCUUAAACUAAAUAAUUGUCAGUUUUUCGCACAGGAUAUGGAAGUAAUUGCUGAGUAUUUGUAUCGCACGAAAUCGAAACUCUACGAAUUAGAGUUGGCAUGUAAUAAUAUUGAUUCGGACGGUGUGAGAUAUUUGUUACGCGCUAUUGCCAAGAGUGGUACACUCAAACGUUUGGAUAUUUCCCGUAAUGGUUUGGGUACUCACGGUGGGGAAGUUGUUGCACACUAUCUAAGUUCAUGUUUUCAAUUAGAAUACUUGAAUAUCGAAACCAAUAAAAUAGGUGCAAGUGCUAUGAAUCUUAUACUCACAACAUUGAAGAAGCCUGUUACUCUGAAGUAUUUGCAAGUACGUGGAAAUGAAUUUGACUUGAAGUCUGCCACAAUACUUCGGCGUAUCCUCAAAGCUCUUGUUUUACCUCAAGACACAAUUGAUAUUACUUCAAGAUAUGACGGUUCUUUCGAUAAUUUCAGAGUGGUUCCUUAUUUUUAGUAUGGGUAGAAUUUAUUUUAAA
Messenger RNA from Teleopsis dalmanni, 1256 nucleotides. RefSeq names its product leucine-rich repeat-containing protein 34-like. Lineage: Eukaryota; Metazoa; Arthropoda; Insecta; Diptera; Diopsidae. The transcript has 2 exons. Gene Ontology annotation, molecular function: protein binding. The record is from RefSeq and is a predicted model, not a curated record. The coding region runs from base 92 to 1234 and encodes 380 amino acids.